GGAAUCGGCAAAGAGCCACUCCUCCCUCAGAGCCACCACACGUUCGAGACCUUUUUUGGAAAACAGCUUCACCAUCCACUAGCUUCCCGUGUCUUUUUGGGAAAAAGUGAACCAGGUCUUUGUCUGAUCAUCGUUUGAUUCAUUCUAUCUUACUCUCUAUCUCUCUUCCUAGCAGCAACACAGUCAUGAAGGCUCUCAUCCUCGUUGGUGGUUUCGGAACGCGGCUCAGACCAUUGACCCUGUCAUGGCCCAAACCGCUGGUCGACUUUUGCAACAAGGCUAUGAUUCUGCAUCAGAUAGAGGCUCUUGUCAAGGCCGGAGUCAAAGACAUCGUCCUCGCCGUUAACUAUCGGCCCGAAGUCAUGGUCUCCGUCCUGAAGAAGACUGAAGAGGAGUUUGGCAUAAAAAUCACUUUCAGCGUCGAGACAGAACCUCUUGGAACAGCUGGACCCCUCGCCCUCGCUCGAGAUAUCCUCGGUAAGGAUGACUCUCCCUUCUUUGUCCUCAACUCGGAUGUCACCUGUACCUAUCCUUUCGAGGCUUUCCGUGACUUCCACUUGUCCCACAAAUGCGAGGGAUCCAUCAUGGUCACCAAAGUCGCCGAGCCCUCAGCUUACGGUGUCGUCGUCACAAAACCUGGCAGCACCGCGAUAGAUCGAUUUGUUGAGAAGCCUGUCGAGUUUGUCGGUAACAGAAUCAAUGCGGGUAUCUACAUGUUCAACCCAUCUGUCCUGGAUCGAAUCGAGCUCCGCCCGACCUCGAUCGAGAAGGAGAUCUUCCCUCAGAUCGCUGCAGAUGGUCAGUUGCACUCGUACGACCUCGCUGGAUUCUGGAUGGAUGUGGGACAACCCAAAGAUUACAUCACAGGCACAUGCCUCUUCCUCUCUCACUUGACAUCUCAACACUCGCCUCUCCUUUCCGACCCAUCCAAGAACAAAUGGGUGUAUGGAGGAAAUGUUCUCGUCGACCCUACUGCCGAGAUUGACCCCACUGCCGUUAUUGGACCCAACGUUGUCAUUGGACAAGGCGUCAAGAUCGGACCCGGUGUCAGACUCCAACGAUGCGUCAUUCUUUCCAACGCUGUCGUGAGAGAUCACGCUUGGAUUGCCAACAGCAUUGUCGGAUGGAACAGCAAUGUCGGUCGAUGGGUCCGAGUGGAGAAUAUCACCGUUCUUGGUGACGAUGUCACCAUAAAAGACGAAUUGUACGUCAACGGAGCUUCUGUGCUGCCUCACAAGAGUAUCUCCAGCAGCAUCACCGAGCCCCGAAUUGUCAUGUAAAGAGAAGAAACUGAGGACGAUCUAAAACCAUGUCUUUGGUCACAGGACGACUUGAUGGACACUUGCUUCUUUUUCUUCGGUCUACGCAAUGUCCUUGCUCAUUGACCAUUCUCCUCUUCCAUACCAUCAUUCAUUCUUCACUCUUUGUCCCCCGUUGGGCAUUCUCCCUUGCAAACGGAUCACUAGUCUCCUAAGCAGCCCCUUUUACCAUGCAUACAUUAUAGACCUCU
Molecule: messenger RNA, 1510 nt
Organism: Kockovaella imperatae
Lineage: Eukaryota; Fungi; Basidiomycota; Tremellomycetes; Tremellales; Cuniculitremaceae
Product: mannose-1-phosphate guanylyltransferase
Exons: 13
Coding region: 186-1280 (364 amino acids)
Biological process (GO): GDP-mannose biosynthetic process; cell wall mannoprotein biosynthetic process
Cellular component (GO): cytoplasm
Molecular function (GO): GTP binding; mannose-1-phosphate guanylyltransferase (GTP) activity
Source: RefSeq, a predicted model, not a curated record